Prorocentrum cordatum is the source of this 1185-nucleotide messenger RNA. Lineage: Eukaryota; Dinophyceae; Prorocentrales; Prorocentraceae. The record is from the annotation of a GenBank genome assembly.
GCGGCUGCGGCUUGAGACGAAGCACAUCCUUCGCAACUCCGAGGUCAAAUACUUCUUCGAGUUCUGCUUCCACCAGUGCUUCUACUGGUGCAUGCGCAGACUCGACUUCCUGGUGCCCUACCCGCUUAUCUGCGGCAACUGGGACGACCCACUGGACACGGGCAAGGAGUACAACACGAAGGUGAAGCUGGACACGGUCACCCUGGUCCUCACUUCGAAGGAGCCGAUCGAGGGCACGAUACCAGCGCCACCUUCACCGCCGCUACAGCCCGUCAAGAAGCUGAAGCGCUGGCACAAGACGCUCGGCACAGUGAGGCUGGAUCAGAGCAUCGGGAAGCAGGAGGAAAACGUGAAGAAGAAGAAGAACAACGGCCAGUCCUCGGCCAUCAAGAACUACAAGAAGAGGCUGAGGCACAAGAUGCUCAAGGCAUACCUGUACAGCCUCUCCGUCACGGCUCCCCAGGCGAGUGAAGAAGGAGUAGAGCCCACCAAGGUCGGCGAGGCUCCGUUGACGUUCACGCCGGGCGCAUCUUCGGCCUUACAGUUCGAGGAGUUUCAGCCCAGGCGUCCUACCAUCGUCAAGGCGUUUCGAGCCAUGACCGAUUGCAAAACAGCUGUUCCGUGCACGCUUGAGAAGGACUCCAACCAGCAGACCGACAAGCUCGACAACUCUGAGGGCACGCUGCCCAAGAUCUUCGACAUCUCUGAAGGCGCCUUGCCCAACACCUCCGAGGGCAACUUCGUGCCCGACUCCUCCGAGGGCCACUUCGAGCCCGACUCCCACUUCCUCGGCGCGCCGCUCCACUUCGACGGGCCCGAGCGUUACGACAUCGACCUCGGCGCGCCGCUCCCCUUCGACGGGCCCGAGCGCUACGACGUUUACCAGCAGAGCGUCGGCGGGGCCGUCGAGGGCAACUUCGGCGGCAACGGCGAGGGCUCCACCUGCGAGGGCUCCCCCGAGCUUGGCAUCGAGGAGGACGGCGACCACCUCGGCGGCGGCUCCCACGACGGCGGCUCGGAGUGCACGGGGGCCUCGCGCACGUGCACGGAGGUCGGGCUUCGUCCAGACAUCGUGAAGAAGAUCUGCAUGAUCUCCUUUGGCAUCGUCGGUCAAUUGGUUGAGGAAUUCAGCAGCGUGUGGAACGGCUUCCAGUUAUACUCGGACUUCCUAUUCGAGGCAUUCUG